Nerophis lumbriciformis (worm pipefish) is the source of this 1140-nucleotide messenger RNA. Lineage: Eukaryota; Metazoa; Chordata; Actinopteri; Syngnathiformes; Syngnathidae. The record is from RefSeq and is a predicted model, not a curated record.
UUAUCCAGAGUUUUCAAGAAGACCAGCGGCAAUGGACAUAUUGCCUUGUACUUGGGCAAAAGAGACUUUGUGGACAACGUGGAUUCAGUGGAAGUGGUUGAUGGAGUUGUUAAAGUGGACCCUUCCGGACUCGAUGGCAGAAAAGUCUUCGUAUACCUGGCGUGUGCCUUUCGCUACGGAAGUGAAGAUUUGGACGUGAUCGGACUGUCCUGCAGGAAAGAUAUCUGGAUAAAUCGCGUUCAGGUGUACCCGCCCACUGACGGAAAUGCGACCAAAUCGCCGAUGCAGGAAUCCCUCCUGAAGAAAGUCGGAGAGCAAGGGUGUCCCUUUUCCUUUCAGAUGCCACCAAAUCUCCCCUGCUCAGUUUCCUUACAGCCUGGACCCAAUGAUUCCGGCAAGGCUUGCGGAGUGGACUUUGAGGUCAAAGCGUACCUUGCCAAUGAAGCAAAUAGCGCUACCGAAACCAUUGAGAAAAAGGACACUUGCCGCCUGAUGAUUCGAAAAAUCCAGUUCGCGCCAACAAAAAACAGUGCCGGACCCAAGGCUGAAAUCACCAAGCAGUUCAUGAUGUCAGACAAACCCGUUCACAUGGAAGCCGCUCUCGACAAAGAGGUCUAUUGCCAUGGUGACCCCAUCACCGUCAGUGUAAAAAUCAACAAUGAAACCACUAAAAUUGUGAAGAAAAUACAAAUCAUAGUCGAGCAGCUGACAAACGUGGUCCUGUAUUCUUCUGACACUUAUACCAAGACUGUCCUCACGGAGGAGUUUGGGGAAACAAUUAAUGCCAACUCCACGUUUGAGAAGACCUUCCAAGUGACCCCACUGCUUGCCAAUAACAAAGAGAAGAGAGGACUUUCCGUGGAUGGUCGGCUAAAAGACGAAGACACGCACCUGGCAUCCACUACUUUGAGUCAAGAUAAUAAGGAGAUGCAAGGAAUUAUAGUGUCCUACAAAGUCAAAGUCAACCUAAUGGUGUCUGGAGGAGGCCUGCUAGGUGGCCUGACAUCGAGUGAUGUCACAGUGGAGCUCCCUUUGACACUGAUGUCCCCGAAGCCAGCCGAACGGACAUCACCAUCGAAACCAUGGACGACUAAGACGUCACGUCGCCCUUAUUACAGUCAGCAGAACAAGGGAACUUAA